Molecule: messenger RNA, 753 nt
Organism: Brugia malayi
Lineage: Eukaryota; Metazoa; Nematoda; Chromadorea; Rhabditida; Onchocercidae
Gene: Bma-pas-3
Product: proteasome subunit alpha type 4, putative
Exons: 6
Coding region: 1-753 (250 amino acids)
Biological process (GO): ubiquitin-dependent protein catabolic process
Cellular component (GO): nucleus; proteasome core complex; proteasome core complex, alpha-subunit complex
Source: RefSeq, a predicted model, not a curated record
AUGGCUCGACGUUAUGAUACUCGCACAACAAUUUUCUCACCAGAAGGUCGACUUUACCAAGUGGAAUAUGCAAUGGAGGCUAUAUCCCAUGCGGGUACUUGUCUUGGUAUUUUAGCCUCUGAUGGUAUCCUUAUUGCUGCCGAGAAACGGAACGUACAUAAGUUGCUUGACGAUGAAGUUUUAACUGAAAAAAUUUAUCGGUUGGCAGAUAAUAUUGCGUGUACGGUUGCGGGAAUCACAGCCGAUGCUAACAUUUUGAUAAAUCAUCUAAGAUUUUGGGCAGCAGAUUACAAGUAUAGCUAUGGUGAGCAUAUUCCUGUUGAGCAAUUAGUGCAGACGCUUUGUAAUGAGAAGCAGCGCUAUACACAAGUUGGAGGAAAACGACCGUUUGGCGUUUCACUUCUCUAUAUGGGUUGGGACCAGCAUUUUGGAUACCAGCUUUAUCAAUCCGAUCCGAGUGGCAAUUAUACCGGUUGGAAAGCAACAUGCAUAGGAAAUAAUCAUCAGGCUGCCGUAUCGCUUCUAAAGCAGGAAUACAAAUCACCCGACUUGGUUGAAGCUAAGAAAUUGGCCAUGAAGGUCUUGUCAAAAACUUUAGACGUGAAAUUAUCGGCAGAAAAAAUUGAAAUGGCAACACUAACACGACGCAACGACAAAACAGUGGUGGAGAAUUUGACAAGUGCUGAGGUCUCACAGUUGAUUAAAGAGCAUGAAGAGAAAGAAAAAGAGCAGGAGGCGCAGCAGUCUGCUUAA